This is a messenger RNA of Rhodotorula toruloides NP11, 2664 nucleotides long. Its product is annotated as CorA family metal ion transporter. NCBI's taxonomy places the organism in Eukaryota, Fungi, Basidiomycota, Microbotryomycetes, Sporidiobolales, Sporidiobolaceae. The transcript is spliced from 9 exons. The record is from RefSeq and is a predicted model, not a curated record. Gene Ontology annotation, biological process: intracellular magnesium ion homeostasis; magnesium ion transmembrane transport. Gene Ontology annotation, molecular function: magnesium ion transmembrane transporter activity. Gene Ontology annotation, cellular component: plasma membrane. Bases 1 to 2664 code for a protein of 887 amino acids.
AUGUCGUCGCCGGGUGUCGCGGGAGGGCCGCAGGGACCCGCACAGGACUUGGUGACCCCGCAGCGGGCGACGAGCAGCGGAGGCGGGAGCAGCCAUGUUCACGCGCACGGCGAGUCGUCACGCAGGAGACCGUCGGUCAGCGUCGGACUCGGCAGCGGCGAUGCGACAGACGCGAUGGGUCACCUCGCAGACGACCUCGCACGGGAGGACCGGGAGGAGGAGGAGCGCGAGGAGCACGAGGCUUUCUACGAGCGCGAGGCGAAGAGCUCUCGUGGUCAGGAAGACAUGUCGAGGAUGCACAACACGCCGACGUCCGCACCGCGCUCUGCAGCCGCCGCCAGACUCUACCGACACCACCGAAACGUGAGCGACUCGAGCAUCGACAGCCAGGGCGGCGCCUACAUCGACCACCGUCGCCAGCCACACUCGCUCUCGUUCGGCACGACGCCGCGAGGGCAGAAUGCCCCGCGCAAUGUCGACAUGUACGGCAGCGCGAGGAAGGGCAGCGCCUUGCGGAGGUUCAGCACGAGCGACGACGAGCCGAGUGCGCGCUCGCCCAUCUCGCCACGAGCCAUCGACGACAUGCGAGGAGGGCGCAAGAUGUCGUAUGCGAACCAGGACGUCGACGAGGAUGCGAUCGCAGACGACGAAGGGCCGGCUUCGCCUCGCUCUCCUCGCCCCGUCCACUUCCUCGACCGCCACCCUUCGCAAAAGUCGCUCAACUCGCUGCACUCUCAGCGCAGCCGUGACUCGGAGCACGAGGAGCAGCAUGCUUCGUACGGCGUUGACCUGUCGCGGCCUGGUUCAGGCUUCGGCAAGCCCGAAGACGACAUCUGCUUCCCUGCGCACGGCGCAGCAGCAGAGCUCGACUACAUGGACAUGCACCAGCAGCACCCGCACGGCGGCCUCCCCAUGGCCGGCGUUUUGCCGAACUUCCCGUACCCGUUCGACUUUGGCGCGCUCGAAGAGUUUGCGGAAGGCGAGCGCGAUGGACUACCGAUCCCCUCGAUGCGACGGCGGAAGGGAGCGGCUGCCGGCGAGAACGGCUUCUCCCCCUCGAACGAGUACGGCGUCUCGUCUGCGACCGCAACGCAGGGACGGUACAUGGGUGGACCGAUGAGCAGCAGCAGCGAGGCGGAAGUCCCGCGGAUGGGCGGUCGACACCGCAAAUUUAGCGAGACGGUCCACCCGGGGAGGAUGAGGCGGAAACUCGCGCGCUUCGAAGGAGCAGGCGAUGAUCUCGGCGACGCGGGUGUGGGCGAGCGCGAACCCCCCUCGACCCCUGGGCACUUCGUCAGCAUCAUGGACACCAAGACGCCUUUGCUGGGCGACAAGCGCGCCGGGUCAGGAGCGGGCGGGUAUGGUACAGCCGGCGGCGAGGGCGCGCGCAAAGUCGGCCCGCGACCUUAUCGCUUCUCCUUCUACUCGAAUGCGCUGCCGUCGACGAUUCAUGCGCGCUCGCUUGCGGAACUGCCAGGCGAAGGCCAGACGUUCGAGGAGCUCUUCUGCGGACGGCGACCGACGGAGGAGGACGACCCGCCUCACCCAAUCAACCUCGACGCACGACUCGCGCAGCUCUCUUCGCCGAUGCAGGGAGGCAUGCCAGGUUCCGGUGCCGCCACGCCCAGCGCCGCUUCGAACGGCCGCCAGUCUGUCAACGGCUCGAGAAAGGGAGGCGCCGUGCCGGCGGGCAUCUCGGCGGCAGCGAUGCGCGGCGAGCGACCACGGACAGCGGUUAUGCGGAGCGAUGAGGAGGCGGAGGCGAACACCUGGUGGCUCGACGUAAUGUGCCCGACUGACCAAGAGAUGAAGGUCUUGAGCAAGGUUUUCGGCAUCCACCCUCUCACGACUGAAGACAUUCAGAUGGAGGAAACGCGCGAAAAGAUCGAGCUCUUCCGGAACUACUACUUUGUCUGCUUCCGCUCGUUCGAGCAGGACCCGUACUCGCCGACGUACCUCGAGCCGCUGAACAUGUACAUCGUCGUCUUCCGCGAGGGCACGCUCUCGAACGUCCGACGACGCAUUAAGCAGCUCAAGGACUACAUCAACGUCACGUCGGACUGGAUCUCGUACGCCCUCAUCGACGACAUCACCGACGCUUUCGGACCCCUCAUCCAGAAUAUCGAGUACGAGGUCGACUCGAUCGAUGAGCUUGUACUCAUCUUGAAGGAGGCAGAGCAGAGCGACAUGCUCAGGCGGAUCGGAACAUGCCGCAAGAAAGUCAUGGGCCUGCUUCGCUUGAUGGGUAACAAGGCCGACGUCGUCAAGGGGCUGUCGAAGCGGUGCAACGAGAACUGGUCGGUGGCGCCCAAGUCGGACAUUGGUCUCUAUCUCUCCGAUAUCCAAGACCACAUCACGACCAGCACGCAGAACUUGACGCACUACGAGAAGAUUCUGUCGCGCUCGCAUUCCAACUACCUCGCUCAGAUCUCGAUCGAGAUGACCGACGCCAACAACCAGAUCAACGACGUCCUCUCGAAGCUUACCGCUCUCGGUACUGUCCUCAUUCCGAUGAACCUGAUCACCGGUCUGUGGGGAAUGAACGUCCACGUCCCUGGCCAGAAUGUCGAGAACCUACACUGGUUCUUCGGGAUUAUUGGCUGUCUCGCCGCCAUCGCCGUCGGAGGAGCAAUCUUCACCUACAAGGUCUUCGUUCGCAAAUAG